Messenger RNA from Myotis myotis, 1034 nucleotides. Its product is annotated as probable asparagine--tRNA ligase, mitochondrial. Lineage: Eukaryota; Metazoa; Chordata; Mammalia; Chiroptera; Vespertilionidae. The record is from RefSeq and is a predicted model, not a curated record. Gene Ontology annotation, molecular function: asparagine-tRNA ligase activity; ATP binding. The transcript has a single exon. The coding region runs from base 145 to 897 and encodes 250 amino acids. Gene Ontology annotation, biological process: asparaginyl-tRNA aminoacylation. Gene Ontology annotation, cellular component: mitochondrion.
ACUCCAAUAAUCACAUCCAAUGACUGUGAGGGGGCUGGAGAACUCUUUCAAGUUGAACCUUCAAGCAAAGCAAAGGUACCUGAAGAGAAUUUCUUUGAUGUUCCUGCUUUCUUAACUGUCUCGGGACAACUUCACCUAGAAGUGAUGUCAGGAGCUUUUACUCAAGUGUUUACCUUUGGUCCAACAUUUCGAGCUGAGAAUUCUCAGAGCCGGAGACACCUGGCAGAGUUUUAUAUGGUAGAAGCCGAGAUUUCUUUUGUUGAGAGUCUUCAAGAUCUCAUGCAGGUCAUGGAGGGGCUCUUCAAGUCCGCAACAGCGAUGGUUCUUGCCAGCUGUCCCGAGGAUGUUGCGCUCUGCCACAGGUUCAUUGCUCCGGGCCAAAAGGACAGAUUAGAACAUAUGCUAAAAAACAACUUUUUAACCAUUUCUUACACGGAAGCCGUGGAGAUCUUAAAGCAGGCGUCCCAGAACUUAACCUUCACCCCAGAGUGGGGUGUUGAUCUACAUACUGAACAUGAAAAGUACCUGGUGAAGCACUGUGGCAACAUACCAGUCUUUGUCAUUAAUUAUCCAUUAGCACUGAAGCCUUUCUAUAUGAGGGACAAUGAAGAUGGGCCUCUGCACACAGUUGCUGCUGUUGACCUUCUGGUUCCUGGAGUUGGAGAGCUCUUUGGAGGAAGCCUCCGAGAGGAGCGAUACCAUUUCUUAGAGCAGCGGCUGGCCAGAUCAGGACUGACAGAAGCCUAUCAAUGGUAUCUGGACCGCCGUCGAUUUGGAUCUGCGCCACAUGGAGGUUUUGGGAUGGGAUUUGAAUGCUAUCUACAAUGCAUCUUGGGAAUUGACAAUAUAAAAGAUGUCAUCCCUUUUCCAAGAUUUACUCAUUCAUGUAUUUUGUAACUGGAAGACUGGUUAAGGGAAAUCAUGCAAGCCAGAGGUGCUGUACACACAUGUACCUACAGGAGAACGCAUGUUUGGGAUUUAGAAGAGGCAGCUGAUCGAUGUUUCUCUCUCAUCGAUGUUUCUAACUCUCUAUC